Messenger RNA from Chenopodium quinoa (quinoa), 513 nucleotides. RefSeq lists its product as uncharacterized. NCBI's taxonomy places the organism in Eukaryota, Viridiplantae, Streptophyta, Magnoliopsida, Caryophyllales, Amaranthaceae. The coding region runs from base 1 to 513 and encodes 170 amino acids. The transcript has a single exon. Gene Ontology annotation, molecular function: nucleic acid binding. The record is from RefSeq and is a predicted model, not a curated record.
AUGGUUGGAGGACCAAGGCAUAGCUCAUUGCUUGCUUCAGUCGGCCGACCACAAGCCAAUGGCCAAGUAGAGGCAUACAACAAGUUGAUCUCCAAUGGAAUCAAGCGCAAGCUUGAAAGGGCAGGCGGCUUAUGGGCUGAUGAGUUGGUUAAUGUAUUAUGGUCUAAACGAACCACGGCCAAGAGCUCCACAGCAGAAACUCCAUUCUUUUUGGUCUAUGGCGCAGAGGUUGUCCUUCCAAUUGAGAUGUAUGAGCCCACCCUUAGGGUGAUGCUAUAUGAUGAAACGACUAAUUGGGAAGCCAUGAAGACCGCCCUAGACUUCCUUCCUGAGGUUAGGGGCAACGCGGCGCUUAGACACGAAAUCUAUCGCCUAAGGAUGACAAGGGCAUACAAUCGCAGAGUGUUAAAGCGGCCGCUAAAACUGGGAGAUCUAGUCCUAAGGAAGAUGGAGGCUGUGGGACGAGCAAAUGAAAACGGAAAGUUGACCCAAAACUCGGAAGGGCCGUAUUGA